Diabrotica virgifera virgifera (western corn rootworm) is the source of this 367-nucleotide messenger RNA. Its product is annotated as neuropeptide-like 3. NCBI's taxonomy places the organism in Eukaryota, Metazoa, Arthropoda, Insecta, Coleoptera, Chrysomelidae. The record is from RefSeq and is a predicted model, not a curated record. The coding region runs from base 62 to 316 and encodes 84 amino acids. The transcript is spliced from 2 exons.
CCCAUAUCAUCAGUCAACUUCUUUUAAGUUUAACAAGAAGAUUAAAAAAACAACACAAAAAAUGUUCAAAUUGUGUUUCGUAGCUGCUCUUCUGGGUAUUGCUGUUACUGUACCUGCUCCAGAACCAAAGCCUGCACCAAAAGCUGAUCCAAAGGCUCAAUUCCUAGCUGCUCCAGUUGUAGCUGCUCCAUCGGUUGCCUAUUCUUCCGCUUAUGUUGAUGCUCCUCUGGCUUACUCCAGUUAUGCGGCUCCUGCUGUGUUUCCUGGUGCUUAUUCUGUGUACCCACAAUAUUCUGCUUCGUAUGUGUACUAUUAACUUCAAAAAGAUGUAAUUUAUUGAUAGAAAUAUAGAAAUUAUGCAAAAAUA